Messenger RNA from Penicillium bovifimosum, 1503 nucleotides. RefSeq names its product putative MFS transporter. Gene Ontology annotation, cellular component: membrane. The record is from RefSeq and is a predicted model, not a curated record. Bases 1 to 1503 code for a protein of 500 amino acids. Lineage: Eukaryota; Fungi; Ascomycota; Eurotiomycetes; Eurotiales; Aspergillaceae. Gene Ontology annotation, biological process: transmembrane transport. Gene Ontology annotation, molecular function: transmembrane transporter activity. The transcript is spliced from 6 exons.
AUGGGCUUCUUCGGCAAGCAGGAACCGCCUGAGGAUGUAAUCGAGCCAGCUCCGAACCAAGAUGUGGAAAAACGCACCCUUCCCGAUCAUGAGGAGAAACAGUCUACUCCAAUUUCGCCGACUAUUGAUCCUGAAUUAGAGCGCCGGCUUGUAAGGAAGCUGGAUUGGCGUGUCCCUACGUUGAUGGGAUUUUUCUAUCUUCUCGCUUUCCUCGACAGAUCCAACAUCGGCAAUGCUAAAAUUGCCGGCAUGGAAGAGGAUCUCAACCUCGAUGGAAAGAGUUACGCUUGGCUUUUGACCAUCUUUUAUAUUUCAUACACGAUCUUUGAGUUUCAAGCACUGAUGUGGAAGAUUGUCAAGCCGCACCAAUGGGCUGCCUUUGUUGUGUUCUCCUGGGGCUUGGUAGCAACGUGCCAGGCCGCGGCUUCCAAUUGGCAAGGCAUGAUGGCCCUUCGGUUCCUGAUGGGAAUGUUUGAGGCUGGCUUUGGUCCCGGUGUUCCCUACCUGCUCUCAUUCUUCUACCGACGUCACGAAUUGGGUCUCCGAUGCGGUAUGUUUUUGUCCGCAGCGCCGCUGGCAAAUACAUUCGCCGGUGCCUUAGCCUACGGUAUUACCUCCGGUAAUUCUGCGCUGGCAAACUGGCGACUGCUAUUCCUGGUUGAGGGCCUUCCGACUUGCCUGGCCGCCGUGCUGGCUUGGUUCUAUGUGCCAGACAGCGCAGUUGAUGCUAAGUUCUUGAACGAGGAAGAGAAGGAAAUUGCGCGUGCUCGUUCGCUGCAACAAUCCGGUGCUCCGGAUCGUGCUGGCAAGGUCCAAUGGAAGGAAUUGGCCAUGACGCUUCUCGAUGUGAAGGCGUGGCUUACAGCGUUCAUGUAUUUCAGCUGUAAUGUCAGCUUCUCGUCACUGCCUGUGUUCCUGCCCACCAUCCUCAAGGAGAUGGGAUUCACAGCCAUCAAUGCCCAGGGUCUUACCGCACCUCCAUUCUUUACCUCAUUUUUGGUGACGAUCGCGACCACCUGGGUGGCGGAUCGCACCCAACAGCGUGGCUUGAUGAUUAUGGCAUUAUCACUGAUGGGCGGCGUGGGGUACAUCCUCUGCGCGACUUGCACAUCAGUGGGUGUCCGAUAUCUUGGUGUUUUCCUGGCAGCGUGUGGGAUCUUCCCGUCGAUCGCCAAUAUUUUGCCGUGGGUCUUGAAUAACCAGGGCUCUGAUACCCGCCGUGGUGGAGGCAUUAUCCUGCUCAACCUCAUCGGCCAGUGCGGUCCUUUCCUAGGAACCAAUAUUUUCCCAGAUGAAGAAGCCCCAAGGUUUAUUAAGGGCAUGUCAAUCUGUGCAGCAUUCAUGUUUUUCACUACCUUGCUUGCCUUUUGUCUGCGUAUACUUCUGGUGUGGGAGAACCGGCGCCUUGACAAGAAGUAUGGACCCCGCAUUCAUGACCAGACGAAGUUGGAUGGCCCGGUCGCGGAGGAUAAUUACGGUGCUAACUACCGCUAUGUUCUGUGA